Myxocyprinus asiaticus (Chinese sucker) is the source of this 2681-nucleotide messenger RNA. It is a transcript of the gene supv3l1, whose product is annotated as SUV3-like helicase. Gene Ontology annotation, cellular component: mitochondrial degradosome. Gene Ontology annotation, molecular function: hydrolase activity, acting on acid anhydrides; ATP binding; RNA helicase activity. The transcript is spliced from 15 exons. The record is from RefSeq and is a predicted model, not a curated record. Lineage: Eukaryota; Metazoa; Chordata; Actinopteri; Cypriniformes; Catostomidae. Bases 147 to 2471 code for a protein of 774 amino acids. Gene Ontology annotation, biological process: mitochondrial RNA 3'-end processing; RNA catabolic process.
CCGAGGGGAGAGUGACCUCCUUGUCAUCAGGGUACUGUUGUCAACUGUACAUACUCUGAGUGUCUACGACUUUCAGUAUGUAGUUUGUAAUAUGAAUUGCGCGAUAUUGUGUUAAGCCAGCUGCAGUCGAUUAACGUAAGCUUAAAAUGUCAGUAAAUCGCUGUAUUUACUUGUUGUCUCGCUCCCACAUCCGAUACCUGGUAUGUGCUCGCACUGCCUCCUCAACUGCUGCAGUAGUAAAUGACGCUUCCCUGCAUCCACCAAGAAAGACACGCGAAAGCUUCGCUCCGCCGAGGAGACAUUCAUCUUCAAACAGCUCAUCGAGACCAUUGGACACCUCACUGUUUGUACCGCUCACCAUCAAAAGUGAUGAAGGCGGGGACGGGACAGUCGGCGCGGAGUUAACGCAACCGCUGGACAAAAGCGAACUCCUUAAAGUACUGAAUAAAUUCUACAAAAGGAAGGAAAUGCAAAAACUUGCUGCUGACCAAGGGCUUGACGCUCGCCUCUUUCAUCAAGCCUUUGUCAGUUUUCGGAAGUACGUGCUAGAAAUGAACUCACUAAGUGCUGACUUACACAUCAUUUUUAGUGACAUCUGCUGUGGGGCUGGGCACAUAGAUGAUAUUUUCCCAUACUUUAUGAGACAUACCAAACAGAUUUUUCCCAUGUUGGACUGUAUGGACGAUUUGCGCAAGAUCAGUGAUUUAAGGGUCCCAGCUAACUGGUAUCCCGAGGCAAGAGCUAUUCAAAGAAAGAUAAUUUUUCACGCAGGACCCACCAACAGUGGCAAGACCUAUCAUGCCAUCCAGAGAUACCUAACAGCCAAAUCUGGAGUUUACUGUGGACCACUAAAGUUGCUGGCCAAUGAAAUCCAUGAGAAGAGUAAUGAUGCAGGAGUGCCAUGUGAUCUGGUGACAGGAGAAGAAAGAAUAUUUGUUGAUACAGAAGGAAGACAAUCUAGCCACAUUGCCUGUACAAUAGAGAUGUGCAGUGUUACGACUCCGUAUGAAGUGGCAGUCAUAGAUGAGAUACAGAUGAUCAGAGAUCCCUCCAGAGGGUGGGCUUGGACAAGAGCUCUUCUUGGUUUGUGUGCUGAGGAGAUUCAUGUGUGUGGAGAGACUGCAGCAGUUGACUUUGUCACUGAACUCAUGUACACUACUGGUGAGGAGGUUGAGGUUCACAAUUAUAAGAGGCUGACCCCAUUUUCAAUCUCAAAUCAAGCUGUGGAAUCUUUAGAUAACCUAAAGGCUGGUGACUGCAUCGUGUGCUUCAGCAAAAAUGACAUCUACUCAAUCAGCAGGCAGAUAGAGAUCCGUGGCUUGGAGUGUGCCGUAAUUUAUGGCAGCCUGCCCCCUGGCACCAAGUUGGCUCAAGCUAAAAAGUUUAAUGAUCCAGACGACCCCUGCAAAAUCCUUGUCGCCACGGAUGCAAUUGGAAUGGGUUUAAACCUGAGCAUUAGGAGAAUCAUCUUUAACUCUCUAGUAAAACCAAAUGUGAAUGAGAAGGGGGAGAAGGAGCUGGACACCAUCUCCACCUCACAGGCGCUGCAGAUAGCUGGGCGAGCUGGGCGUUUCAGCUCUGUUUUUAAAGAGGGUGAGGUCACUACUAUGCAAAGGGACGACUUGCCUGUUUUGAAGGAGAUCUUGGGGAAGCCCGUUGACCCCACUGAGGCUGCAGGAUUGCACCCCACAGCAGAGCAGAUAGAGAUGUUUGCCUACCAUCUGCCCCAAGCAACUCUCUCAAAUCUCAUUGAUAUAUUUGUGAGUCUUUCACAAGUUGAUGGACUUUACUUUGUCUGCAACAUUGAUGAUUUCAAAUUCUUGGCGGAUAUGAUUCAGCAUAUUCCUCUGAAUCUGCGCUCCCGCUACGUUUUCUGCACUGCCCCCAUCAACAAGAAACAGCCCUUUGUGUGCACAUCUUUUCUCAAGUUUGCCAGACAGUUCAGCAGAGAUGAGCCUCUGACAUUUGACUGGGUCUGUCGACAUGUGAAUUGGCCCCUGGCCCCUCCCAAAAACAUCAAGGACCUUGUUCACCUGGAAGCUGUUCAUGAUGUGUUAGAUCUUUACCUUUGGCUCAGCUAUCGCUUCAUGGACAUGUUCCCAGAUGCUAACCUCAUCCGUGGGAUUCAAAAGGAACUGGACGCUAUUAUCCAGAUUGGUGUGCGGAACAUCACACGGCUUAUCCGUGCCACAGAGAACCAAACUGGUUCCACAGAAACCAGUGCCUCCACAAGACUUCCUAGUUCAGACUUGCCACCACUCAGGAGGGGAAGAGGAUCAAAGGUCCAGAAUCAAAGAGAAGAGCACAGGGCAUCGGACUCAUCACUGGGCUCAAGACUGGUGCGGGAUGGACUACUGACUGAAGAGCUCUUACAACAACUGCAGAGAGAAUGGGUCAGACAGCAAAGCUACAGUGAAGACGACUCCAUUUCUGAAAAUAAAGUCAAAGGGAAAAGAAAGAAAAAGAAGUGAGCUAUCCUGUUUAAGACUGAAUUUCUGUACUUGUAGAAGAUCCUGUUUACAAGAGAACACACCAUUGUAUCUGAACUGGAUUGUCUCUCCAUUCAUGGAGCACUUGACAUCUAUCUUGCUAUAGUACAUUCAAAUUAUGUUAAAUAGGAGUGUUAAAAGAAACGUGUACCAUCCACAUAUAUGUAUCAAAAUAAAAUGAUAUAGAUAUUU